Salpingoeca rosetta is the source of this 2996-nucleotide messenger RNA. RefSeq lists its product as uncharacterized. Gene Ontology annotation, molecular function: calcium-dependent cysteine-type endopeptidase activity. The transcript has 17 exons. Gene Ontology annotation, biological process: proteolysis. The record is from RefSeq and is a predicted model, not a curated record. Bases 135 to 2624 code for a protein of 829 amino acids. NCBI's taxonomy places the organism in Eukaryota, Choanoflagellata, Craspedida, Salpingoecidae.
CACGAAUUUCCACACACAUUCGUUUUGGCGACGACACAAACAACAAACGUCAGGCAACAAGCAGGCAAGCAGGCAGCUACAGACGUGAAUUGCAUUGAAUUGAGUUGGUUGCUUGUCUCAGGCCACUCGCCACCAUGGAAGACGUGAGGAAGCUGCUGGCCAUGGGGUCAAACGCAGCGCAGCGCGCAUGCAUUGCAGACGAGCGUGGGGACAGGGCAGAGGCGGGCGCGCUGUACUCGCAAGCCGCAAGGUGCAUGUUCCGCGCACUCGCGCUUGAGCCACACUUCAACAAGGCGCGCGAACUGCAGGACACGGCGCUGGCAUAUGCGCGGCGAGCGGAGAAGCUCGGCUAUGGCCAGGCACCCAAGACGCUGCCGCUGGACCAGGCAGAGCAGAGCAGCGCACAGCAGGCACAGCAAGCAUCGGCACAGGACGCAGCCGCAGAGGCAGCAGCACAGGCCGACGCCAUCGCGCAGAAGGUGGAGCGAAGCGGGGACGCGCACCUCGCAAACGCGCGAGAAUACCACGUCGAGGCCAAGUUCUUCCAGGCAGAGAAGGCGUACAUUCAGGCGGCAGAGACAUACCUCAAGGCUCGCAGCGCCACCAACAACGCAGAGCUCCGCAAGCGCAUCGAGGAGAAGGCCGACAAGGCCCUGCGUGGCGCCGAGAAGCUGAAGCACAGGCACAGCGCCAGCGGAGAGCUCGGCCACGCUGCACCAGCAUCCGCCGCAAAACCAAGACCCGCCACAGUAAGCCAGCCCAAGCCCAAGCCCAAGCCAUCGCCUCCUCCCAGCAUUGACAUUGGCCCAAGCGGCGAGGGCUUGACCGACUAUGAAAAGGAGAUCCUGAAACACACCUCAAACGUGAACGGCGUCAUGUACUGGCCGUGGUCUGACGAGGAUGCCACCCACAACAUCACCAACGGGUUGGCCAAGUUCAAGGACCCACAGGGGCUGCUCAGGCUUGCACCCAAGCAGAAGGCGCUUGCCAAGUGGAAGCGCCCAUCCUCGUUCUGUGAGCGCCCUGUUGUCGUGCACAAGAUCAAGAGUCGAAACAUCAAGCAGACGGUGGUGUCGGAUUGCUCGUUUGUCUCGUCGCUCGCCAUCAGCGCUGACUACGAGAACCGUCACGGCCAGCGGCUGAUCACGAAAGGCAUCUUUCCACAGGAUGCAAGUGGCAACCCCGUCUACAAUCAAUACGGCAAGUAUGUCGUCAAGCUUCACUUCAAUGGGUGCUGGCGGCGUGUUGUCAUCGACGAUUUUCUGCCCGUAUCGAGUGCAAGUGGCGAGCUGCUCUGCUCGUAUUCUGCAGACAAGAACGAGCUCUGGGUCAGCAUCCUCGAGAAGGCAUACAUGAAGGUGAUGGGCGGGUACGACUUCCCCGGCUCCAAUUCAUCUGUUGAUCUCCACGCACUCACGGGCUGGAUCCCAGACCGCCUGCCCCUCAAGAAAUGCAACGAUGUGGAAUGGAAGCGCUUAUGGGAAGGCCUCCACUCUGGCCAAGUACUCAUGACCAUGGCAACGGGAAACAUGUCUGAGGCGGAUGCAGAGCGGGCCGGUCUCGUUGCCUCGCAUGCGUACGCCGUCCUGGAUAUGCGCGAUGUGCGAGGCCUGCGUCUUGUAAAGCUGAAGAACCCCUGGCGCCACCUGCGCUGGAAGGGCCGCUUCUCCCCGCAUGACACCAAAUCCUGGACACCGGCUCUCCGCAAGGCCCUGCAGUACGACGUGGAGCACGCACAGGAGAACGAUGACGGCGAAUUCUGGAUGGACUGGCAGAGCGUUGCGCACUUUUUUGAGCUCAUUUACAUGAACUGGAACCCGCAGCGCUUCCCGUUUGUGUCGACCUUCCACCACUGCUGGAACCAACAGCAUGGCCCGUCCAAGGAUCUGUACAACAUGCAGUACAACCCACAGUUCAAGUUGACUGUGAAGACGGCGCACGAGGCCGAGGUGUGGGUACUCCUCUCUCGCCACAUCACCCAGAUUGACGACUUUGCAGACAACAAGGAAUUCAUCACGCUUCACGUGUACAGGGGCAUGGAUCGCGUGUUUUAUCCAGAGUCUGCGUACAAGCAGGGUAUCAAGAUCAACUCGCCCCACUACCUGACGAAAUUGCGCGUUCCACCGGGCGAGCAGCAUUAUGCAAUCGUCGUUUCGCAAUACGAAAAGACCAGCACCAUUCGCUUCAGCCUCAAGGUUUACUCCACGGUGGACUUUGACCUGAAGCGAAUGCCACACAGAUAUUCGAAUGAAGUGAAAACGUCCGACAAGUGGACACGUGAGACGGCUGGCGGGUGCCAGAAUGACCCGCAGUCGUACGCGCGAAACCCCAUGUUUGCGUUUACGACGCCGGCCUCGACGCCCCCAAAGUCGGACACGACUCCGAUCCUCAUCAAGCUGGAAGCGCCGCGCGUGUAUUCCGUUGCACUCGCGCUCUUUGAUGCAGAGAAGAAGCCAAUCACCGAGUCGGACGGGUAUCGCCCCGGCUUCAGCAAGAUGGAGAUGGGGCUGCAGCCGUCCACAACAUACCACGUUGUUCCUGCCACGUUCCGGCCUGGGCAGGAAGGCCCGUUCUUCCUCACCAUUGGGGGAACUGAAAACAUCCACCCGCGGCGCGUGCGGUGAUGUGACAAGUGCUUUGGCAGUACUGCGACAAAAGACCCUGCCCGCAACACACCGCACCUCUUGACACGUUUGCUUGCUUGCUUGGCAUGCCGCCUGGACUUUUCAUGUCUAUCUUGCUCGUUUGAGGCUUAAGCUUAUUGUCUUCCUUUGUCCAUUCGACGUUUGCCUGCCAGUGCUUUGACGCACCCUGUUUCUUCCAUGAAUGCAAUUGGAACGAGCGCUGCUUUCUUGUGACUUUUGUGCUUACUUUGCUCGGGUUGGCUCGCUCGCUCGCUCGCUCGCUCAUUCGCUUGCGCUUUCGUUGAGAGGAACUCUGACUGGCCCUUGCUCUUGUUGCUGUCGGUUACAGUUCCAAUACAUUGGCAGUUGAAC